AUGUUACCGACACCCGACACCUCACACGUCUCCUUUGAUACCAUAUAUGAACCUUCCGAGGAUUCGUACCUUUUUCUGGAUACCCUAUCAUCAGAGUCGGAAUCAAAAUGGCUGUCUCAAAGAUUUAAAAAUUGCAGCGCGCAGUCAACUUCCAGCGCCAAUGCUGUACCCUUGGUUGUGGAAGCAGGAACAGGAUCUGGCGUUGUGCUAGGAUUUGUAGCAGCGCACUCGCAGAAGAUAUUCGGGCGUCCAGACAUCCUGACGCUCGGCACAGAUGUGAAUCGGAAUGCUUGCCUGGCAACACGAGAAACCGUAUCUCUUGCCAUCAAGGCCAACAAACAAGAGAAUGAUACCCCUGACACAAAAUCAAAUCCGCAUACGAUUCAUAUCUCCUCCAUAACAGCCGAUCUGUGUACAUCUUUACGGCCCGGGAGCGUUGAUGUUCUGCUUUUCAACCCACCUUAUGUGCCAACAGAGGAUCUUCCACGUUUGCCAACCGCAUCUGAAAAUGACCCCGUUGUGGCGCAGACUAUGUCAUACAGCUCGAAGUUUGAGAGUGAUUCAUACUUUCUCUCAUUGACCUACGCAGGCGGUGCUGAUGGUAUGGAAACUACCAAUCGCUUAUUAGAUGCCAUUCCGGACAUCCUUUCAGAUCGUGGAGUAGCUUAUAUCUUGCUCUGCAAGCAAAACCGACCGAAUGAUGUAAAGCAGCUUAUUCAUGAAUGGGGACGGGGCUGGAAUGUUGAAACUGCCGGCUCGAGUGGCAGCCAAGCUGGCUGGGAAAAACUUGUGAUUAUUCGGAUAUGGAAGGAUAAUACCAUUGUAUAA
This is a messenger RNA of Penicillium angulare, 828 nucleotides long. RefSeq names its product S-adenosylmethionine-dependent methyltransferase. The transcript has a single exon. Bases 1 to 828 code for a protein of 275 amino acids. The record is from RefSeq and is a predicted model, not a curated record. Gene Ontology annotation, cellular component: eRF1 methyltransferase complex. Gene Ontology annotation, biological process: methylation. Gene Ontology annotation, molecular function: protein methyltransferase activity; nucleic acid binding; S-adenosylmethionine-dependent methyltransferase activity. Lineage: Eukaryota; Fungi; Ascomycota; Eurotiomycetes; Eurotiales; Aspergillaceae.